CGGCCUGCUGCCCACCAGUCGUCUCCAUCCUCGCUCCACUCAUCCGCACCUCCCAUCUUUGCAUCUGCCUCACCCCCCUCCUCGUCCGGAGCCAUCCCAUCCCCUUCCUCGGCAGCGGCAUCCACCACAUCCUCCUCCCCUGCAAGCCCUUCCUCCUCGUCCUCUGCCUCGUCGUCCUUGGUGGCGGGGGGCUCAGGGGCGUGCGAGGGGUCUUCGUAG
Molecule: messenger RNA, 219 nt
Organism: Closterium sp. Naga37s-1
Lineage: Eukaryota; Viridiplantae; Streptophyta; Zygnematophyceae; Desmidiales; Closteriaceae
Source: the annotation of a GenBank genome assembly